This is a messenger RNA of Lodderomyces elongisporus, 1719 nucleotides long. Its product is annotated as MFS transporter. Gene Ontology annotation, molecular function: fluconazole transmembrane transporter activity; xenobiotic transmembrane transporter activity. The record is from RefSeq and is a predicted model, not a curated record. The coding region runs from base 1 to 1719 and encodes 572 amino acids. Gene Ontology annotation, biological process: xenobiotic detoxification by transmembrane export across the plasma membrane. The transcript has a single exon. Gene Ontology annotation, cellular component: plasma membrane. NCBI's taxonomy places the organism in Eukaryota, Fungi, Ascomycota, Pichiomycetes, Serinales, Debaryomycetaceae.
AUGCUGCAUAGGUUUAUCAGAGAUAGUUUUUUUGGGCGAACCGUUUAUCACUUGAGCCACAGGAAAUUUUUCAGACAUCCUGAAGAGCAAGAAGAUUACCAAAUACCUGAUUUUUACUAUCCACAUUGUUGCAAAGAAAAAGAUGUACCGCAAAGCAAUAGCAAACGUCCUGUUGGAGCGGAAGGAAUGCUGGAGCCUGCAUCUGUUCUAGGUCAAGGGAGCAAGCAGGCUUCAAGCUCAUCUCUUCAAACCGUUAUAGCGCCACAAUUUGACAGUGAGCUUUAUAACAGCAAAGAAUAUAUUAUUGUUGAUUGGAAUGGACCAGAUGAUCUUGAGAAUCCUCGUAACUGGUCGUGGUAUGCCAAGACAUUUUUCAUUGGCCAAAUAUCACUCUUGACGAUGGCGGUGUAUAUGGCAUCCGCUUUGUAUACGCCCGCAUACCCAGAUAUGAUGGAGGAACUAGGUUGGAGCGAGGUAGAACUAUCACUUGGUGUUUUCUUGUUUGUUUUAGGUUAUGGAAUAGGCCCGCUUUUUUGGUCGCCUUUAUCUGAAAACGUUGAAAUGGGAAGAACAUCGAUAUACAUCUUUACUUUAUUUAUUUUUGCUGUUUUGCAGAUUCCGACUGCCCUUACUACUACUGUAGGUGGAUUUUGUGUCUUGAGAUUCUUAGCUGGUUUUUUUGCUAGCCCUUGUUUAUCCACUGGCGCCGCUAGUGUAGCAGAUGUGACACAUCCAUGGAACUUGCCUCAAUCAUUGUCGGCCUGGUCGCUUGCUGCUGAUGCGGGCCCUUCAUUUGGGCCUUUUUUUGGUGCGAUAUUGACAGUGAAGGGAGGAUGGAGAUGGUGCUUUUGGUUUAUCUUGAUUGUUUCGGGAUUUGUGUUACUUAUUUUCAUAUUCUCCUUUCCUGAAUCUUAUGCACCAACAUUAUUGGCAAGACGAGCCAAGAGAUUGAGGGCCAUAACGGGUAAUGACAAGAUUACUAGUGUUGGGCUAUUGGAGAAUCAUCACAAAAAGUUUAAAGAGAUUGUUGUUGAAACAUUAUGGCGACCAAUAGAAAUUACUUUUAUGGAGCCCGUGGUGUUGCUCAUUGAUCUUUAUAUUGCUUUGCUUUAUUGUGUUAUGUACUUGUUCUUUGAAGUAUUUCCAGUAUAUUUUGUUGAUAACAGAAAUUUUACAACCAUCGAGUUGGGGUUGUGUUAUUUGGCCUUGAUUGUUGGUGUAUUUAUUGCCUUGCUGUUUUACAUCCCAGUGAUGCGUCAUUAUUUCACAAAACCAAUCAUUAGGGGAGAACAAGUCUACCCUGAGGUAUUUAUUCCACUAGCGAUUGUGGGAGGAGUGUUUCUUGCUGCUGGAUUAUUUAUUUUUGGUUGGUCAGCAACAACAUUCACUCAUUGGAUUGGGCCCUUGGUUGGAAUAGCGAUUGUCGGAAUUAGUGUAUUGUUAUUGUUUCAAACGUUAUUAAACUAUUUGGGAUAUUCAUUCAAGACCGAGUACCUAGCUUCUGUUUUUGCGUCAAAUAAUUUGGUGAGAUCUAUUCUGGCUUCUGUGUUUCCUAUAUUUGGCAAGGCUUUGUUUAACAAUUUGUCAAUCAAGGGCUAUCCAGUCGGAUGGGGUAUCAGUGUGGUUGCAUUUAUUGCAUUGGCAAUGAUUGCAAUACCUGUACUUUUUUAUUUGAAUGGGCCAAAGUUGAGAGCGAGGUCUAAAUACGCUAAUGAUUAA